AUGAUUUUUAGAUCUUUGGUAAAUUUUGGUAAUAGUUCAAAUAAUUAUGAAUCAUUAAAAUCAAAUGGUGUAUCUAGUCAAUUGUUGGUAUUAAAAGAAAAUAAUAUUGGAAACCAACAAUCAAAUAAUAGAAUGGCAAAUUUUCUUGGUGGAAGUAAUAGAUAUGAUAGAAUUUGUGAAGAAUAA
Messenger RNA from Dictyostelium discoideum AX4, 186 nucleotides. RefSeq lists its product as hypothetical. The transcript has 2 exons. Lineage: Eukaryota; Evosea; Eumycetozoa; Dictyosteliales; Dictyosteliaceae. The record is from RefSeq and is a predicted model, not a curated record. The coding region runs from base 1 to 186 and encodes 61 amino acids.